AUGGAGGCCGAACCGGCCCAUUCGAUGGGCUUCAUCGGCUGCUCCAUGGCCGAGAACGUCGCUCAGGGAUACGUCGCCGUCGGCGGGCAGCGCAUGUGGGGCCCGUACGGAACAAGCGGCAUGGUGGUCCAGUCCUGGACAAGCACCACCUCAGCGUCCUGGAAGCUGUUCGACACUCAGGUCGCCAAGUACGGCAAGCCCAACGCAGUCUGGGUGCAAGUCUGUAUCUUCGCGAAUCCGGGGGCCACCUACGAGGAGGUCAAAAGUCUUAUCGCCAAUGCCCGCCAACACGCAGCACCCGGCGCGAAGAUUUACAUCACUGGCCAGCCAAUAUACCCAGACAACCCAUCGAGUUGUGCUUUAGCUGGGCCUACAGGGCCAGCGCUGACAGAGUCCCUGGCCAAGCAGGCUGCCGCGGACGCUACCCAGAAUGUGACCUACCCGGGUACAUUCCAGCUAAUGAAAGGACAAGAGGUUGACGGCUGCCACGCCAACACUGCUGGGCAGGCGUCGUUGGGCAAGCAGGCGGUAGCAUUCUGGGGCUGA
Molecule: messenger RNA, 546 nt
Organism: Hyaloscypha bicolor E
Lineage: Eukaryota; Fungi; Ascomycota; Leotiomycetes; Helotiales; Hyaloscyphaceae
Exons: 1
Coding region: 1-546 (181 amino acids)
Source: RefSeq, a predicted model, not a curated record